AUGAAUUUAUUUGCAGCUGUACCUACUCCAAUUGCUGAGUGCUGGCACACGCGGCUGCAGCUCGAAUGUCGCGAUCGGUCUGCGCACCGCUGGGCGCCGCUGGGCCUCGUGGCAUUUGGUGAAAGUACUUGGCGCGAGGCCAGUGUCUCCAUUAAACAUCGUUCGAAACCAAUGACGAGCAAGGCGCGGCUGUGGGCCACCAUCAAGACGUGGUGCCUGCCCAAGAUGAUCUGCGAGCUGCACGCCACGCCCUCGAAGGAACGCCUCACGGACGGAGAGCGCUCCCUGCUGGCCCUCAUACGAGACACGAGCUUAAGCGCCACUGCGGAGGUGACGUCGCGUUACCACUUCGCCGCCCACAUGGGCCAGCUGAUCGCCGGCGUGGACGGCACCGGCUGCCACAACUUCUACCCGCAGUGCCCGUUCCCCGGCCCACACGUCAUGAGCAUGAUGAAGCGUGUCAAGAUCCGGUAGCGCGCUCGCGCGCCCUCUGCUGCCGCCAGGCAGCACGCGAGGGAUGCUUCGUCUCAUCAGUUCCUCAGUGGAAAAUUACGAAGUGUAACAGAUUUUUUUAAUCAACCGGUUACAAAAAAAAUGUUUGCCACGUGUCUUCUUUGAAGGUUGAUGUCCUCGUGAUGGAUUGACUGAAGUGUGCGAAUACGAAGAGGUUUGUGGCGGCGUUUGAAAAUAACUUGAUGUGCCAACUGUGGAGUGAUGGACGAAAAGAUAUUUUUCUUUUACGAAAUCGAGAUUCGAGCUGCUUCGAAAUACAGGGUCUGUAGCUCGUAACGUUUGUUUUAAUGUGAUCAAUGGCUCACGAAAAUUAGCCAUAAAAAUUGGCCAACGAAGCGUUAUAUAAUAUUGCUUACUGAUGUGAAAGAUGUUCGAAAGAGAUUUGAUACAGGGUUCAUAUCAAUUACUGAUGUGAAAAGAAAAAGGGGUAUUACUGAGAAAGGUAAACGUUUUCGGCUCUCUAAUAAUUCCGUCUGUCUGCCAUGUCACAGUAACUUAACCGACUCUAAUAAUUUCAUUUUUUUCAAAACCCAAUAUUUUUUUCAUAUUCUACCUACACGUGUUUCUCUUAGCUGAAUUCCUCUCUAACAAGACAUCUAUUGGAUCUUACCCAGUUAUUUACACAGUGAUAUCUGUUUAGUGUGAUAAAUGAUUCUCAGUGUAAUUCACAAAUCAUUCUGUUUACAUGACUACGUUUUUAUAUUUUUCAUGUUUUAAAGGAUUGUAUUGACUUCAUUUGAGGCAAUGAGUGAUCGAAAAAUACUUUUUUCUCUCGAGAAGUUGACGUGUGAUAACGCGGCGUGACAUGCAUUCUAGUACAUUAAAAUUGUCUAGUCUGACUACAUUGGCACUAAGAAUGUACAUUUUAAAUUAAUAACGUUCGUUAAAAACAAGGUAUUAAUAGCUAUCACAUUAUUUUGUUUAGAAAUGACAAAUGUCUGCGUGUAAAAAUGUCAAAUGUUUUCAAAGAAAAAUAACUAUUA
Messenger RNA from Gryllus bimaculatus (two-spotted cricket), 1496 nucleotides. The record is from the annotation of a GenBank genome assembly. NCBI's taxonomy places the organism in Eukaryota, Metazoa, Arthropoda, Insecta, Orthoptera, Gryllidae.